GAAGAGCUCCUGAAGCGGCUGCUUACUUCCAUAGGCCAGACCAAAGCGGCUGAAUCGCGGUUCAAGAACUUCUUCACCUAUGGCAACCCGCAGACCCAGGAGAAUCCGAAGCCCGGACCCUCGGCCUCGGGUCCUCAGCCGAGCCCUGGCAACCGUGGCUUCGGGGACGAUUUCGAGCGUGCGUGGGAGGCAAAAGCCGAAGAAAAUCGACGAGCUUUUGCUUCAGGCAACCGGAACCAUGCUGGGAUGCCUUCCGGACAGAGGCGCUAUGCCGGGCCCGGGCCCGGCUUUCCUGGUUCCGGAAAGCAGAGGUCAGCGGCCCCACAGACUCCACCGAUCGAGCGCUUCUUUCGGGUCUUGGGCCUGCCAGCCACUGCGAGCCACGACGAGGUCCGCAAGGCUUACCGACAGCUUGCACUCCAGUACCAUCCGGACAAGAAUCCCGGGCAGAAGAAGGCGGCUGCAGAGGCCAAGUUUCGCGAGGUGGCCGAGGCUUACGACAAAGUUUGCGAGUUCUUGCGGCAGAAGAAGUAG
Messenger RNA from Symbiodinium sp. CCMP2456, 534 nucleotides. The record is from the annotation of a GenBank genome assembly. NCBI's taxonomy places the organism in Eukaryota, Dinophyceae, Suessiales, Symbiodiniaceae.